Molecule: messenger RNA, 5913 nt
Organism: Mastomys coucha (southern multimammate mouse)
Lineage: Eukaryota; Metazoa; Chordata; Mammalia; Rodentia; Muridae
Gene: Nuak1
Product: NUAK family kinase 1
Exons: 7
Coding region: 612-2603 (663 amino acids)
Biological process (GO): intracellular signal transduction; microtubule cytoskeleton organization; protein phosphorylation
Cellular component (GO): cytoplasm
Molecular function (GO): ATP binding; tau-protein kinase activity; protein serine/threonine kinase activity
Source: RefSeq, a predicted model, not a curated record
AGGGAGGGGACAAGCGCACUGACGACCCCCAUCCCCCAUCCCGACCCCACCCGGGACCUUGCGUCCCCACCCGGCGAGGACAAAGCAGCCUGGCCGCCGCCCGGGCCUGCGCCGCGCCGCACAAAGAGUGAACGACGACACGCACCCCGCCCCCUCCCUGCGCGGUGGCUCGGCGCGGAGGUGGGGACACCCGGGCGCCCGCCCCGCGCUCCCCUCUCGCCCCGCCCCGUCUGCGCGUCCUCCAGGCGCGGGGGCGGGGGGCGCGGCGCCCCACAUAACACUCCCCUCCAGCGCGCGCGGAGCCACCUUUUCCCCUCCUUCUCGCCAACACCACCGCCUCCCCUGACACCGCUGCCACCUCGCCGGACGCUCCACAGAUUGCCGCGGCCAGCCAGGGGGCGGUGCGCCGAGCGUGCGCGCCCGGGACGCCAGAUGUGCUGUCGCCGCCGCCGCUAGUGCCCCAGCGGCAGCCAGAGCCAGGUCGGGUCGUCUCAGCAAUGCUGCUGCGGGGGCGACCUUGAACGCACCCCGGUUUCCCUCUGCGGAGACCACCCCGAGCCCCUGUGCCGGGGGUCCUGUCCUCUCCAGCUCGGCUCGCCCCGCGCUUGGUCAUGGAAGGGGCGGCAGUGGCCGCGGCAGGGGAUGGCCCUGCUGCUGUGGAGCCGGGCUUGCCCGGCUCUCCGCUGGAGGCGGUGGCCGGGGCGACUGCAGCCCCAGUGGAGCCCAGGAAGCCGCACGGGGUGAAGCGACAUCACCACAAACACAACUUGAAGCAUCGCUAUGAGCUGCAAGAGACCCUAGGCAAAGGUACCUACGGCAAAGUCAAGAGAGCCACCGAGAGGUUUUCAGGCCGAGUGGUUGCUAUAAAAUCCAUCCGUAAGGACAAAAUUAAGGACGAGCUAGACAUGGUUCACAUCAGACGAGAGAUUGAGAUCAUGUCAUCCCUCAACCAUCCUCAUAUCAUCAGUAUUUAUGAAGUGUUUGAGAACAAAGAUAAGAUUGUGAUCAUCAUGGAAUAUGCCAGCAAAGGAGAGCUGUAUGAUUACAUCAGCGAGCGGAGACGCCUCAGCGAGAGGGAGACCAGACACUUCUUCCGGCAGAUCGUGUCUGCCGUGCACUACUGCCACAAGAAUGGUGUCGUUCACCGGGAUUUAAAGCUGGAGAACAUACUGCUUGAUGACAACUGCAACAUUAAGAUUGCUGACUUUGGUCUUUCCAACCUGUACCAGAAGGAUAAGUUCUUGCAAACGUUUUGUGGGAGUCCACUCUAUGCGUCACCCGAGAUUGUCAACGGCAGACCUUACCGAGGGCCAGAGGUGGACAGCUGGGCCCUGGGUGUCUUGCUUUACACUCUCAUUUAUGGAACGAUGCCCUUCGAUGGCUUCGAUCACAAAAACCUCAUCCGGCAGAUCAGCAGUGGAGAGUACCGGGAGCCUACACAACCCUCAGAUGCUCGGGGACUCAUCCGGUGGAUGCUUAUGGUGAAUCCUGACCGCCGAGCCACCAUUGAGGACAUUGCCAACCAUUGGUGGGUGAACUGGGGCUACAAGAGCAGCGUCUGUGACUGUGAUGCCCUUCCUGACUCUGAGUCUCCACUCUUGGCACGGAUCAUUGAUUGGCAUCACCGUUCCACAGGGCUGCAGGCUGAGGCUGAAGCCAAGAUGAAGGGCCUGGCCAAACCCGGGGUGUCUGAGGUGGUGUUGGAGCGGCAGCGGUCCCUGAAGAAGUCCAAGAAAGAGAACGACUUUCCUCAGUCAGGCCAGGACUCCGUACCUGAAAGCCCAUCCAAGCUGAGUUCCAAGAGGCCCAAGGGCAUCCUGAAGAAGCGGAGCAACAGUGAGCACCGCUCCCAUAGCACUGGCUUCAUCGAAGGCAUUGUGAGCCCUGCCUUACCAUCCCCUUUCAAAAUGGAGCAAGAUUUGUGCCGGACUGCCAUCCCUCUCCCCAGCUCCCCCGAGGUAGAUAUGUCAGGGAAGCUUAGCCUCAAACAGUCUGCCACGAUGCCCAAGAAAGGAAUCUUGAAAAAGACCCAGCAGAGAGAAUCCGGCUACUAUUCAUCCCCGGAGCGCAGCGAGUCCUCAGAACUGCUGGACAGUAAUGAUGUGAUCAUCAGCGGUGGCCUCUCGUCCCCUUCCCCAGACCCGGCCAGGGGAACUUCCCACAGCUUGUCCUGCCGGAGGAAGGGCAUCUUGAAACAUAGCAGCAGGUACUCCGACGGCGCCACAGACCCCGCCCUCACCGGCCCUGAAGUGCCCACACUGGAAUCCCUGUCACCUGCCGGUGUCCCCUCUGAUGGCAUCUCUCGGAGCUACAGUCGCCCGUCUAGUAUCAUCAGCGAUGAUAGCGUCCUGUCCAGCGACUCUUUCGACUUGUUAGAUCUGCAGGAGAAUCGGCCCGCCCGCCAGCGCAUCCGCAGCUGUGUCUCUGCUGAAAACUUCCUCCAACUUCAGGACUUUGAGACACCACACAACCGGCCCCGGCCCCAGUACCUGAAGCGUUACCGGAACCGGCUGGCAGACAGUAGCUUCUCCCUUCUCACUGAUAUGGACGAUGUGACUCAGGUGUAUAAGAAAGCGCUGGAGAUCUGCAGCAAGCUCAACUAGCCCUUCAGGGCACAGAGGAUGGGAUGGGUGGGUGGGUGAGUCCAAAGGAGAAGGGGAACAGAACUCAGCCUACAGGCUGGUUACCUCUUUGCUGGUCAAUGCAAUGGACUGGGAAAGGACUAGGAAUGUCUGGUCUGGUCAGUUUUCAUAGCCUUGAGUCAGCACCUAAAAGGGAUGGAAACCGUUCUUUACCAGUUCUGCCAGCUGCCAGUCAGAAUGUGGGUCCUAACUGUGAGAUGUCCAUGGAUCCCACAUGACAUCUCACAGGGAAGGUGGUGUUGGCCAGCAUGAAAUGGGAAGGGGCAUUAUGGGAAAGGGGGUGUUUUCCUAGAAGUCAUCUAGAUGUUUCUGGAGGAGGGGAGAAAAAAACUGAGACCAUCUGCUUUGGAUGAAUAUAUUAGCAAGCCUGGUCUGACUACAUAGGGGCUAGCUAGAUUUUAGCAACCUGAGUGUGAACUUGUGAUCAAUUGAUAGUCUGUACUGUGGUCUGAUGUUAGUAGACUAGGCACACCAGGGAGCGUUGAGUGAGUACCUGAGGCAACAGCAUACGUGCCAUGGCUAAGCCCUGGGAGUUAGGUUAAAGCACCCUGUUUAAAAGAAAAAUGGUUAACUCUUUAAUGGCACAGCAUGACAUGUGUCAGUUUUCUCCUGGACCUUGAGUAGAAGACAGGGCUUGCUUAGAGAGCAAAUGUGUUGAACUCUGCUACGGGAACAGUCUGGUGGUGGUACCUUUUUUGUUUCCUGGGAUCUGCCUCUUCUUUCCCCUCUUUCUUGCCUUGUUCUUCUCUAGUGGAAUCUUCUGAAGGUGAGCAGGAGGAUACUAGGCAGUGUGAGAGGCCAGGGCUUUGUGUAUAACGGGACACAGAGCUGCUGUGGUCUUUGCACAGUGAAUGGACGGUGGGGCAUGCCAGCCAAGGGGCGACUUACCACUUUCUUAAAUGUCUCAGCAUUAACUGGAACCCUGCCUCUCGGCUUCUCACCUGCACAAGGAUGGGAUGCUACUCAGUCUCCAAAGUAUUACUGGCUCAGCCAUAGGCCCCAUUCACCCGCAAGCAUGGAACCUUAACCGUAGACGAGUUGCUUCUAGGGAGCUACUGUGUAGGUGAAAUGUGUGGCUGAGGAAAAGUUCAGUUUGAUAGAAGGUUCGUGUCUCCCCAGGCCUAAGUAUUCGGUCUCGUGGUUUUGAUCUUCCUCAUUUUGGGGGAGAAAACAAGUCCCAUCCAUCAUCCAUCCAUCCACCCAUCCAUCCACAGAAUAAGAUGUUGGAAGAGCAGAGUGUUGCGGGGAAGCCUAGGGACGUUUCCUCGGGAGCCAUCCAGAUGGCUCAGGAGGAGGCAGAAAGGAGGUGUGUGGGGUUGACAGGAUGCUUAAAAAUGUUCCAACUAGUUAUCUAAUCUCUGAACACUAAGAUUACAGGUGAUGUCAUCCCCACGGAGGAGACCCUGGAGACACUGGGAGAUUGAAAUGGUCUUUCUGGGCUGACCACAGAAUCCACUGGCUUAGUCAAAUUAGAAUCCUUCUUCUAAGGUAGCUGCCUUCCUUCCGAGAGCUUCUCAGACAGGGUUGGCGGAGGAUGCAUUAUGGGGAAACGACAAAAUAUGUCACAGCACUGAGGACAGCUGUCAGGGAGAUGUUGCUGUAUGUGGCAGAGGCUGUUCUGCAUCUCUGUGUUUGGGCUCCCCCCCCCCCCCCCCCGCGCUUUCCUUCAGGCUGAGCUGAACAGGGUAGGGUGGGACACCGCUUCGAUUCUUUUCCUUCCGUUUCACCUCCUACCUGAACUGUAGCAGGGGCUAAAAGGGAGAAAAAUCUAUAGGUAGAGAAUUGGCUUUGGAGCUCUGGAGGUGCAUAGAUGGCAGCGUGCAACCUCUGAAUCCUCUCUCUCCCUGCCUGUGAACAGCCUCUGCUGCUACACUGCUGGCCCCUGAGCAGGCAGCUGGUCUCAGGUAUACCAGCCAAUACUGGUUGAUGGGAUUUUCCCCUUUUGCCAGAUGAUUGUGUCUGUUUAGUAUUUCCCACCAUUCAGAUGACUCCAUUAGGAAAGCCACCCCCAGCUUUCUCUCCUUCUCCAUCACCGGGGUCACCAAUGUGUGUUCUUUUGGUGGAACUCUCAAAGGCAAGGGAUUGGGGAGGGGAAACCAAAUGUUUCACACCCAGAACAGAGACUCUGGUGUGUCCUCCGUUCCAGGGCUGAUAGUGAAUCGAGUCCAGGUCUGCCUUGAUCUGAAGGUCUCAGGGACCUGCAGUGGCUAUGAGGGCUGCUUCCCACAUGUGGAGUCUGGAGUUGUGGCUGAGUGGUUUCUCAAGGCCCCACUCGGUUCUGACACCUGCUUCUAGCUGAGAUGCUGACUGUCCCUGCAGGAAACGAGGUAGAAUAGAGAAUAAAACCCUAAAAAAAGCAGUUUCCCAAUGGAGCCCUGUUACCCCUGUCAGCCAGUCUCCAGCCAAAGAAGGGAUGCUUGACUCAUUUCUGUGGAGUCACCAGAGAGAGAGACACAGGUGACCCCAUGGGCAGAGUGGGAGAGUCGUGGUGAACUCUACUGGUCCUUCCUUUGCUUCUGGGGCCCUUUUAUUCUUCGUUUACACAUCUGCCAAAGGGGAUGGAAUCGUACUUCGUUUUACAGGUAAAUUUCAAGGCACAAUCAGUUUUUAAGAAAGUGCCUCAAGACACUAGGCAACAUGACAGUUCUCAGUUCUCUCUGAAUUUUAGUCUCUGUUACUGGGUGCUCUUUACCAGAGGAGUGUGCUGCAGGGUGAAAUUCAGGCGUGUUUUGCCCAGGCCUGCUGUCUUGAGUACAAAUGUGAAUGAUGGACUGACUGCUUGUUGCCAAACUGGAAAUGUUUUGUAGGGAUUUACUGGCAUGGUAUCAUUCCUAGGAAGAAGAAGAGAAAAAAAAAAGGAAAAAGAAAAAAAAAAGAAAGAAAAAGGGACAGGAAAGGGAGAGAAACUUGACUGCACAUUUUUUUUAUUAUUAUUAAAUCCAUGUUGUGACUUUUAUUUAAUUUCUAUAUUUUUUUGGUAAUAAAAAGUUGACUUUUUAAUUUGAAUUUGUCUUUUUUUUAUUUAUUGGUCUGAAAGGCAUUUCAAAGGUAUUAUAAUAAUAUAUUGGUGUAAUUUAAUUGGUGCAGCAUGCCUUAUGGGCUCCAGUCAAAAUUAGUUUUUACUUAUUUGAUUGGUUUGAGAACAGCCUACAGGGAGAGGAAGAGAAAAGCUGGCUAAUUACCCAAAGUGUUCAUUUUUCAUUGGAAACUGAAUUUUUGUCAUUUUUGUUUCUGUUUUUAUUUUAAAUUAAAUAAAUUGCGAUGAACUGAA